Molecule: messenger RNA, 1146 nt
Organism: Aplosporella prunicola CBS 121167
Lineage: Eukaryota; Fungi; Ascomycota; Dothideomycetes; Botryosphaeriales; Aplosporellaceae
Exons: 3
Molecular function (GO): protein binding
Source: RefSeq, a predicted model, not a curated record
CUCCUCCGCCUCCCCGCCGAACUCCGCAACGAGAUAUACGCGCUGCUCCUCUCCCCCCACGCCGCGCGCCGCGCCCUCCCCGACGACCACGCCCGCUACGCCUACGACCUGCGCAUCCUGCGCACGUGUCGCCAGAUCUUCUUUGAGGCGAGAGCGGUGUUUAGGCGGCUGAACACGUUCGUUGCUGUCGAGGCGCCGUGGCCCGAGGCCGAGCGCCAGAUUAUGGGGAAGGGGCGCGUGCCGGUCGUCGUGGCUGGGGAGAGGGCGGAGCGAUUUUGCUCUGCCUUCGGCUUCGCCUCCGCGGGCGGCGAGAAGGCCAAGAUCGUGUUUCUGGCCGAGGAUUUGGAGAAGCUGACGCGGUGGUGGUUUUACCUCGACCUGAGCAUCCCGGACAUGAACAGGCACCUGGAGCUUACGCUCGAGCUGCGGGAUCCGUAUGCGACGGAGGAGGGGGAUAAGCAGCUCCCAGUCGUGCUGCAGCGGCAGCUACUGCUUCCCUUCGGCGAGGUCAAGGACCUGCGCAGCACGCGCAUCGCGGGCCCCUACGACGCGGGCGUGGCAGCCGAGCUGCGCGCGCGCCAAGCAGUCCCGUACAAGACGCCGGCCGAGUGCCUCGACGAAGCGGAGCGGCUCAAAGACGCAGGCAACGCAGCGCUGCAAGCCGGCGACUGCCUCGCCGCGCUGCGCCACUACGAAGCCGCCUUCCUCGCCCUGCACAUAGUCGUGCGCGGCCGCAGUCGCCGCAUCUGGGCCGACGAGUUCUUCCAGACGGUGCUGCCGGAGGGGACGGCGCACGCGCGCAGGCCUGCACAGCUGGUCCGGCUGGUUCUGCGCGUCAAGCUCGUCGCGAAUGUGUGUCUGGCCCAUGUCAAGCUCGAGCAGUGGGACGAUGUCAUCCAUUGGGGCAUGCGCAGUAUUGGGCUGGUGCGCGAGGGCCGCGGCAUCCUGGGCGAUGAGGACGAUGAGCCCAUGCGUGGGUUUGCCGGCGCGGUCCAGUUGGGUAAGAUAUAUUACCGUACUGGGCUUGCGUAUAGGGAGGUGGGAAAGCGGGAGGAGGCGAGGGGCUUGCUGCGUAUUGCGCAGGGCUAUUUGCCUGCGGAUCGUGAGGUCGGCAAGGCGCUGGCCAGUGUCGCGUUGAGGAUAUGA